Phytophthora infestans T30-4 is the source of this 675-nucleotide messenger RNA. Its product is annotated as elicitin-like protein. The record is from RefSeq and is a predicted model, not a curated record. NCBI's taxonomy places the organism in Eukaryota, Oomycota, Peronosporomycetes, Peronosporales, Peronosporaceae. The transcript has 4 exons. Gene Ontology annotation, cellular component: extracellular region. The coding region runs from base 1 to 675 and encodes 224 amino acids.
AUGCUACAGCAAUACCGGUACCAGGAAGCCAACAAAUAUUAUGUAGUGUCGCGAGUAUCCUCCACCUCCAGCGCCAUGAAAUUCGCUGCCAUAGCCUCUGCUGCUGCACUGGUCGCCGUCGCCAAUGCUGCCUCGUGCGACGUGACUUCGCUCCAGACGCUCCUGACGUCGUCGGACACGACCACGUGCGCUACUGACUCUGGGUACACUGUGACUUCGCUGGCCACUCCGACGGACGCUGAGAUGGAUGUUAUGUGCACCAGCACUGCGUGCCAAUCGGUGCUGUCGCAGCUCGAGACGCUCGCUCCUUCCGAGUGCACCUUAGGCACGUUCGCUCUGUAUGCUGACCUGAUCACCCCGCUGUCCAACCACUGCGCUGGCGCUACCUCUACCGGUUCCUCCACCGGCUCGUCGUCUACCACCGCCACUGUCGGCUCCACGGAUGGUUCGAGCACCUCCGCUACUGUGACGACCAGCUCCACGGGAUCGGCUGGCUCUACCACGACUACCACCCCGACGACCUCGAGCGGCUCCAGCACUUCGCAAACCACGACGUCCUCUUCGUCUGCUGCUUCGGCAGCCGCCUCGGCUUCGACCUCGGGCAGCAGCGGUGCCAGCAUGGCUGCUGUCUCGGCCGGCUCCGUUCUGGUCGCCGUGGCCGCUGCGAUGUUCUAA